UGCAAUGAAAGGAAAGAAGGAAGAAAGAAGAAAAACCCUAAACCCUGCAAUGGCGGGUGAUGUUCUCCCAAUGGAAAUUAUCUCCGAAAUCUUCUCCCGCUUACAUCCACAAUCACUUCUCCGAUUCCGCUCAACUUCAGAAUCGCUUAAAUCCAUAAUUGAUUCUCACAACUUCACCAAUCUUCACCUCAGAAACUCUGACAACUUCAACCUCAUCCUCCGUCACAACACCAAUCUCUAUCAACUCCAUUUCCCUAACCUAACCACCGCCGCCAUCCCACUCAACCACCCUCUGUUUUACACCAACCGCAUCGCACUUUUCGGUUCAUGUAACGGCCUCCUCUGCAUUUCCUCCAACAACGAAAUCGCUUUCUGGAACCCUAACACCCGUAAACAUCGGAUUAUCCCUCAUCUCCUUAUCCCUUUUCCUCAAUCUGAUAUCAACAUCCACUUCGCCUUAACCAUUCACGGAUUCGGCUUUGAUCCUUUUUCAUCCGAUUACAAACUCAUCAGAAUCUCUUGGUUUGUUGAUCUACACAACCGUACUUUUGAUUCAUAUGUCAGACUCUUCACCUCGAAGACGAACUCGUGGAAAGUACUUCCUAAUAUAGAGUAUGCUCUUUGCCAUGUAAAUACCAUGGGAGUUUUUGUUGAGAAUUCUAGUUCUCUUCAUUGGAAAAUGACAAGGAGAUAUGAUAAGUUUCAACCUUUGUUAAUUGUCGCAUUUAACCUAACACUCGAGGUUUUCAAUGAGGUUCCUUUUCCUCAUGAAAUAGGAGGAGGUGAAGAGGUUACUAAUAGUGCAAGUUUUGAAAUUGAUGUUGCUGUUUUGGGAGGGUGUCUUUGUUUGACUGUGAAUCAUCAUACUAAGAUUGAUAUUUGGGUGAUGAAAGAAUAUGGAUGUAGAGAUAGUUGGUGUAAACUUUUCACAUUGAUGGAAUCGUGUUUCGUUUUACCUUUGAAAUCUUUGAGCCCUUUGGGUUAUUCGAGUGAUGGUAAAAAGGUUUUGUUGGAUCUUAAUCACAAGAAGCUGGUUUGGUAUGAUUUGAAGAGUGAACAAUUUAGUUAUGUUGACGGAAUUCCUAAAUUCGAUGAAGCUAUGAUUUGUGUUGGAAGUCUUGUACCACCCUCCUUCCCUGUUGAUAAUUCUAGGAAGAAGGGGAAUCAUUCAAGCAAGACCAAGAGAAGGGAUGACUUCUUGUCAAAAGGAUUUAAAUUGACAUUGUAAGGGAGUGAAGGAAGAACCUUUGUUGUGUAGCUGAAGCAAGUUCUUUAUAGUGAUGAUGGAAUUUGUCAUGUUGGUUUGCAGGAAGCAUUAAAUUGAUUAGGAAUGGUGCAUCACCUAGUUUUAACUCUCUUCUUUAAUGUUGUGAGAUCACACUUCUCUCUGUCAUUUAGAAUCUCACAUGAGGGGAUUCAUCUCGGUAGAACCGUGAAAGGAUGGAAGUGAAACAAAGAUCUCUAGCCAAAAUAUAAGACUGAAGAUCAGAUACCAUAUGUACAUGACUUCUUUCUUUUCCUUUUUUUUUUUUGGUUUAUCACUUGGUAUGCAAUUGCUAGGUUCCUGUUAUAAGCAAUACAAAGAAAAAUGCCAUAUUUGCUGUUUAGGUGUAAGAAAGUGUUGAAAAUGACUUAU
Messenger RNA from Medicago truncatula (barrel medic), 1636 nucleotides. RefSeq names its product F-box protein CPR1. The transcript has 2 exons. The coding region runs from base 5 to 1228 and encodes 407 amino acids. The record is from RefSeq and is a predicted model, not a curated record. Lineage: Eukaryota; Viridiplantae; Streptophyta; Magnoliopsida; Fabales; Fabaceae. Gene Ontology annotation, molecular function: protein binding.